This is a messenger RNA of Penicillium diatomitis, 528 nucleotides long. RefSeq lists its product as uncharacterized. The coding region runs from base 1 to 528 and encodes 175 amino acids. The record is from RefSeq and is a predicted model, not a curated record. The transcript has a single exon. Lineage: Eukaryota; Fungi; Ascomycota; Eurotiomycetes; Eurotiales; Aspergillaceae.
AUGGAUUUACAUGGCCUCGGCGUGAUGGGGGCCCAAGUGACCACCCCCCACAAGAACAACGAUGAAGAGAAGACGCCGACGACCACAACCACGGAGGCAUCGUCACUCUCAAUCCAAUCCACCCCGACCAACGAGGACCGCCGAUGUCAGGACUUUGAUCCCACGUUGGGCGCAAAGCCCUACUCGCCAUUUUACCCACACGAGUCGCCGACCGCGUCGCGUGAACAACUCACGCUGGAGAUGAAGCACACCGAGCGCGACUGUAGCGGACUUCGAGAUAUCGAGAGUAUCGAUCCAUACCAGACGACCACGAGAACCGAGAGCCCUCGACGGUCCAAGCUGUGGGGAGCAGAUCAGCCGCGCCGCUCAUGCUUACAGUCUCUCACGCCGCGACAACGCUUGGCCUUGAAGGCAGUCAUAGCCAUCGUGAUCGUGGGCACAAUGAUCGCCAUCGCGUUGGGAAUCACGGCUGCGGUGGGUGGAGCCUCCUGGAGAAAGAGCACACAGCAGGUGGCAAUGGGCGGGUGA